UCGCGUACGUGACGGUCUAGUCACCGAGAGCCAGCUUCCUCUUUCAAAAUCUCACCGGUUCGUGUCGUGUAGCUGGCUACCCUACAUCAUGUUCAGCGCCGCCGUCCGACUCUCUGUCUCCGGUGUCCGGAGUUUAACCCGUACGCAACCGGGAUGUAAAGCUUUAUUGGCCUCAAGGUGUUACUCUCAUGGGAAGCAGGAGACCGAUGAGGAGUUUGAUGCCCGCUGGGUCACCUAUUUCAACAAGCAAGACAUUGACGCAUGGGAGCUGAGAAAAGGGUGGAACACAUUGAUUGGUUACGAUCUCGUACCCGAGCCAAAGAUUCUCGAGGCAGCACUUAGAGCCUGUCGGAGGUUAGAUGACCUGGCCAGCGCUGUUCGAAUUUUGGAAGCUGUGAAGGACAAAGCCGGCCCACAUAAAGACAUCUAUCCAUAUCUGAUCCAAGAGCUUAAGCCAACGUUGGAAGAGCUCAGCAUCCCUACACCCGAAGAGCUGGGCAUUGACAAAGUAUAGAUGAGAAGACCAAAUGGCGGUGAAUAUCCCCAGGACACGGAACCCUUUUACUCAACUGUUUGCCUCAUAAAAUGCGUGUGAUAUUUAAUUUGGCCUUUAUUAGGUUCUUUUGCUUGUAAAAUAUUGAUGAACAUGAUAAAGGGAAGAAUCUUUAUUGAGUGUCGCAAGUAUUUUGGGAUAUUUAAAUGGUUUGAAUCCUUUAUUGAAGCAAUACAACCAAUUCAUUUUAAGUUGCUAAAAUGGAAAGCGUCACUUGUUUGGUUCUUGUCUUGCCGACUGUGUGUCUGAAUAUUCUUGAGGAUCAGAUUCUGCCACCAGGGAGCAGCGUUUUCACUUGAAUGUACAAAUCAUUCGACUGUAUUCAAUUACAUCUGUUUUCAUUUCAGGGAGAAUUUACAUGCUUGUAAAAUGAAUGUGUUCAAAUAAUAUUCAACACAUAAAUGGACUGUUGCCACAAGA
Molecule: messenger RNA, 973 nt
Organism: Pungitius pungitius (ninespine stickleback)
Lineage: Eukaryota; Metazoa; Chordata; Actinopteri; Perciformes; Gasterosteidae
Product: cytochrome c oxidase subunit 5A, mitochondrial-like
Exons: 5
Coding region: 89-514 (141 amino acids)
Biological process (GO): mitochondrial electron transport, cytochrome c to oxygen
Cellular component (GO): mitochondrial inner membrane
Source: RefSeq, a predicted model, not a curated record